Plasmodium knowlesi strain H is the source of this 1566-nucleotide messenger RNA. RefSeq names its product conserved protein, unknown function. The coding region runs from base 1 to 1566 and encodes 521 amino acids. The transcript is spliced from 3 exons. NCBI's taxonomy places the organism in Eukaryota, Apicomplexa, Aconoidasida, Haemosporida, Plasmodiidae. The record is from RefSeq and is a predicted model, not a curated record.
AUGAAUAAUUUCAGGAAAGGAAUUUUUUUCUGUUUUUUUAAAAGUGAAAAUUGUUUUUCCUUUUGUGAUGGAAGGAGCAGAGCCAAUGUACAGUUUGUGGGGAGGAACGUGGGGGGGGAUUUCUGGAGAAAGUGCGUUCGACAAUUUGCCGUAGGUAGAGGAGAAGGGGUAGUGACGAGGUUAAGGAGGUCAUGCAAACGGCGGUCAUCCAAAAGGUUUGGAUCCCCCGGGGAAGUGACAUCGAGGGGGUCUGCACACUUCUUCUCCAGCGUUGGUGGAGAGAAAACCAAUGAAACCGAUUUAGGGGGACAGCAGCAGGGGAAAAGCGCAGAUGGAGAUGAGAUAGCAGAUGUGAAGUGCGGCGUGAACGUACGGAGUAACGGUAGCAGCCAUGAUGAAGAGGAGGGUCAGCGUGAAAGUCAAAGCGACCUCCAAAAGGGGGAGGACAACGUUGACCAGGAGGAUGUUGACCGGGACGAUGUUGACAGGGAUGAUGUUGACCAGUACGCUAAGUCCUUUUACGAAAUCUACGAUGACCAGGGAGACACGCAGGACUGCCCGCACGAGCUUCGCAGGUUCAUCAUAAAGGAACACAUGGAUGUGAAGAUAAAAAUAAAGUGCUCCAGCCCAAGGAACCUGAACAAGCGAGACGUGCAAAACGUCAUCGGUGAGAUGUUCGAGGGGGGUGAAGAAAUCGACUCAGGUAAUGACAUGGCGGACUCAGGAAAUGAGAAGGUCCAAGACGACGCAGAAAUCUACUAUCUCAAUUCGAAUUUCAAAAAUUUCAACUACCCGGAUCGAAACGUGUUGUGGCCCAACCCGCUAGUAUAUAAUCACCGAUUGCAGCCAUUCCUAUUGGAAAGGAAGGAGGACGAAGACAGUAAUACCUUUGACAUGAACAAAAAGUAUAUCGAAGUAAAUAAAAGGAGGCUACAGAAUUUGUGGUCUUACAGUUCCAGUUAUGGAGUAGAUUGGAACACCCUCGAUGCUCUUUAUUUAAAAUUCAAAAACGAGAAGGAGGAACAUUUGAAAAAAUGGGAGGAGCAUAAGAACAAUAUUAUGAUAUAUGCAUCAAGAGUUGCCAAGAGGAAGUUAAUAAACAGUCGAAAAAAGUUACUAGAUAAUCUGGGGAUUGAUUAUUCCAAUAACGUUUAUGCCAAUUAUGAGGACACGGGACAGGUGCAAGAAACGUAUAUGGAAGAUGACCAGGAGGUCGAAUAUAAUUUGUUGUUUCCUCGAUCUGUCUUCCGCAAGUGGACUCGCACGUUGUACUUUUACUGGAAGGACAGGUACAUGCACUACUACGAAGACACCCUGUGCGAUUAUCUGAAGGGAGAAGUGGUGGACUUGCAACUGCUGAGGGAACAGAAUGAGCGGAACCUGCAUUUGUCCGGGAAGAAAAUGAUGAGGGAGCACUCAUUCAGCUUAAGGCCAGUGAAGGGGUCCAAUUUGUACGUUACAAGAUAUAUCCCCAAAGGGAAGCGACGGGUUAGAACCAAUGCCGAUCAAUUUGACUUAACAGGCGUCGGAGAAAAUAUAUAUAACACCGCCCAGAAGGAGAAAUAA